Danaus chrysippus (African queen) is the source of this 462-nucleotide messenger RNA. NCBI's taxonomy places the organism in Eukaryota, Metazoa, Arthropoda, Insecta, Lepidoptera, Nymphalidae. The record is from the annotation of a GenBank genome assembly.
AUGACUUGUCUGGAUAAUCAACACGAAACCAAACAAUAUACAUAUUUAUCACGUCUGCUGUUAGUACUAUUAUUUAUUUUGCAUAUGUAUAAUUGGUAUUAUUCUCUAGGAAGCUCCUUUUAUUCAAGAACGAUGUGUACUGCAUCGGGUGUGAUAGCGAAUUCUAUAAGACAAAAAUUACAGACAGCUUUGCAAACAAAGCAUUUAGAAGUUCUAAAUGAAUCUUAUAUGCACAACGUUCCAAAAGGCGCUGAAACUCACUUUAAAGUAGUGGUUGUUUCCGAACAAUUUGAAGGACUUGCAUUGCUCAAGAGACACCGACUUGUAAAUGAUAUACUCAAAGAAGAACUUCAAAACGGCGUCCAUGCAUUAUCUAUUGUGGCUAAAACACCUGAACAAUGGGAUUCUAGCGAUAAGGUUGUAGAAAGUAGUCCUAAUUGUCGAGGAGGCUUCGGAAAAUAA